This is a messenger RNA of Aspergillus niger, 639 nucleotides long. RefSeq lists its product as hypothetical. The coding region runs from base 1 to 639 and encodes 212 amino acids. The record is from RefSeq and is a predicted model, not a curated record. The transcript is spliced from 5 exons. NCBI's taxonomy places the organism in Eukaryota, Fungi, Ascomycota, Eurotiomycetes, Eurotiales, Aspergillaceae.
AUGGCGCUUUGGGUUCAGGGCAGUUUGCCUCUUGCUACUCGGGUUGACCUGGUCUGGUGUGUGUGUGCGCGCGCUUUGCAGGUUAUGCGGAUGACGGUGGAGAAUGGGAAGGAGCCAGAGAAAGGAAUUCCCGUCGGGUUGGCUCCGCUGAUCGGCAUUUCCGGUUGCGGUCACUAUGCUGAAGGGUUGGUAGCCUGCGACGCGCGCUAUUUAGUGCUCAGAAUCAUUCCUACAAGGAGGACAGAAGGUGGCUAUUGCUGGAGUGAAGUCGUAAGUCGCUUCGUUAUGCUUGGGACUGAGGACGUGAAGACGGUGGACUUUCCCGUGGCGGAUCCGAGUCAUGUUCAGAGAAUAUAUGUUGCGAUGCACUCGUACUCCAUUCAUCAACCUCAUGGGCUCACUACCUUUGUUUCAAUCCUAAACCUAUGGAAUAUUCCGAUGUGUUGCAAAUUCCCCACGGAUUUUGCCUACGCUCAAUGGGACCCAUCCUACAGUGAAAAGCAUGGCUACUAUACAUCGGAAUACUCCCUUGAUGCAGGAAUAUGCGACAAGGGAUUCAACCCAGGGUCUCCCGAAAUCCUUGCAGUUGAAGAUGCCCCUGUUGCACCUUCGUUGAGUGACAGCUGCACGCUGUCAUAA